UUCGAAGUAAUAAAAGAUAAGAUCAUAUUCGGCUUGGCAGGGUUUUUCUAAAACCCCUGUGGAAGGGCGCCAUUGAAGGAAAGCUACAAACUACAAAGCAAAAUCUGUACAUUAAAUUUAAAAAGAAAUCAAAAGAGAAAUGCUUACCCUAAACCCUGGAGCCACUGUUCUUCAAUACCCAAACAGUGUUCGCCCUAAUAUUUCUUUUCAUUUCAACAUCUUCCCGCCAUUUUCAACUGUUAAAUUCGCCUUACGUAGUCAUUAUGCUUCACCUAAGGCUUCAUUUUCGAUGCUAAAAGCUAAAAGAAGGGAAGAAGAUAUUAGUUCCCAGCCUUUCGAUAUAGAGAUGGACGACGAAUAUGAUGAUGAUAAUGAAGGGUACGAGGCAAGGAGUGGAUUUAGAGGGCGAGAAGAGGAGAAGAAUUAUGAUAAAGACCCUGAAUUUGCUGAGAUUCUUGGGAGUUGUCUCGAUGACCCAGAAAAAGCUAGGUCCAAAAUGGAGGAUAGGUUGAGGAAGAAAAGGAACAAAAUUUUGCACACAAAGACUGGGUCUGGGACACCCAUGAAAGUAACAUUCAACAAAUUCGAUUUUUCAAACUCAUACAUUUGGUUUGAAUUCUACAACACUCCAUUGGAGAAAGAUAUAUCCUUAAUUUGCGAUACAAUUCGAUCAUGGCACAUCAUUGGGCGGCUUGGUGGUUGCAAUUCGAUGAACAUGCAAUUAUCGCAAUCUCCUUUGGAGAAAAGACCCAGUUACGAUGCUAUUCAAGGAGCAAAUGUGAAUCCAACUACAUUUUACAACAUUGGGGAUCUUGAGGUUCAAGACAAUUUGGCUCGUAUAUGGGUGGAUAUUGGAACUACUGAACCAUUGAUUCUGGAUGUUCUGAUAAAUGCAUUGACGCAAAUAAGCUCCGACUACAUCGGAAUUAAGCAAUUGGUUUUCGGUGGAUCUGAACUAGAGAACUGGAAGGAGAGCUUAACAACUGAAGAUGCAGGCUAUAGUGUUCAUAGAAUUUAGCUUCCCUCGAACUUAGCAUCCAACCGUUUUCGACUCGUCUUAAAUGGACAAAGAUUCGAAGACUUGAUGCGAGAAUAAGUUCAAAUGUAGUAUUGACCAAGUCUUAGGUUCGAAUCAUAACAUAUGCAAUCGUACACCCUCCUUUGUACCAAAAAGAAUAUAUAUAUGUAUAUAUGAGAGUUGCUAAUAUUGUGCGUUAAACAAUAAUUUCUAUUGUUAUUUGAACUAAACCAAACCAAACCCUAACGCAUGGAUAAAUCUAUUUACAAGUUUUAAAGAUGAAAAUAAAAUAUAUUGGUUGGAAAA
Messenger RNA from Gossypium arboreum, 1324 nucleotides. RefSeq lists its product as uncharacterized. The transcript has 7 exons. The record is from RefSeq and is a predicted model, not a curated record. NCBI's taxonomy places the organism in Eukaryota, Viridiplantae, Streptophyta, Magnoliopsida, Malvales, Malvaceae. Bases 140 to 1018 code for a protein of 292 amino acids.